Neltuma alba is the source of this 1995-nucleotide messenger RNA. Its product is annotated as protein NUCLEAR FUSION DEFECTIVE 4-like. The transcript is spliced from 3 exons. Lineage: Eukaryota; Viridiplantae; Streptophyta; Magnoliopsida; Fabales; Fabaceae. Bases 128 to 1840 code for a protein of 570 amino acids. The record is from RefSeq and is a predicted model, not a curated record. Gene Ontology annotation, cellular component: membrane.
AUUUCUUCUCUCUUCUCAUUCCUCCCCAAGCUGUAAACAAUUCCCAGCAUCAAAUCCGCAAGAUAUAUGAAUUGAACACGACGAGGAGGAAGGUAGGAUCAGAUCAACAUCAAGAACUCGCUAUAGUAUGGGUGAAGAAUCGAGGAAGUGGAUCCUACUCAUAGCGUCGAUAUGGGUUCAAGCAUUCACAGGAACUAACUUCGACUUCUCGUCCUACUCGUCGGAUCUGAAAUCGGUGCUUGACAUAACUCAGCUUCAGCUCAAUUAUCUGGCGGUGGCUUCCGACAUGGGCAAGCUAUUUGGAUGGUGCUCUGGUCUGUGUUUGCUGUAUCUUCCUCUGUGGAUCAUCACGCUCAUAUCUGCGUUUCUCGGCGUUGUUGGUAACGGCCUUCAGUGGCUCGUCAUUCAGAAAAUCAUCUCUUUGCCUUAUGUUCUGGUAUUUCUUUCAUGUUUAGCAGCCGGGUGCAGUAUCUGCUGGUUCAACACAGUGUGCUAUGUCAUUUGCAUAAAAAAUUUCACAUCAAGUAUUCCUCUUGCAUUAUCUCUAAGCAUCAGCUUCAAUGGUGUAACUGCAGCAUUAUACACUUUCCUUGUCAACUCAGUAAAUUCCAGCGAUGACGCUCUCUACCUCUUGCUUAACGCACUCAUUCCUCUACUAAUUUCAAGCGUCACACUAAUCCCGAUCACGAUUCUCUAUCAGCCGGCACGUCCCCUUCCAUCAUCCGACUCCAUUCACCACCGCGACUUCCCCGUCUUCAUCGGCCUCUACAUCCUUUCUCUCAUCACAGGCCUCUAUCUCCUUAUCCUUGAUGAUAUUUCCACUAGCACGACUUGGGCACGUAUUACCCUUGUAGGUGCUAUUUUUCUGCUAGUGCUUCCAUUGUUCAUGCCUAGGAUUGUGUAUGCCAGAGAUCAAUGGACUUGUCUGCGAAACUUGAGUUUGGAUGUGACUAAACCGGAUGAUGGUGAUUAUGAUAAUGAUGAGCUUAAUAAAGGGCUGAUUGGUAGUGGUGAUAAUGAUGAUGGUGAUGAGGAAAGUACAGGAAAUGGGAGUGUUGGUGUGACUUUCACAAGGAAGAAGAAGUGUGGUUUUGUUAAGGAGAUGAUGGAGAGAGACAAGAUGAGAGUCAUUUGUGAAGAACAUUCAGCGAGGCUCUUGUUGAGAAGGUGGGACUUUUGGUUGUACUAUGUAGCAUAUUUGUGUGGAGGUACGACUGGAUUGGUUUACUGUAACAACUUGGGGCAAAUUACGAAGUCAUUGGGAUUCAGUUCGGAGACUAGUUCUGUGAUUUCGUUAUAUUCCAUUUGUUCUUUCUUUGGUCGUCUUCUUGCUGCUGGCCCUGACUUCCUGAGCAACUGGAACAUACACUUUGCAAGGACAGGAUGGUACACAAUUGGCAUGGUUCCAACACCAAUUGCAUUCACAUUGCUUGCAGCAUCUGGAAGUGAAGCGUCUCUGAGAAUAAGCACUGGCAUGUUAGGAUUAAGUUCUGGCUUCCUCUUCUCUGAAGCAGUGUCCAUUACUUCUGAGUUGUUUGGUCCAAACAGUGCUCCUGUGAAUCACAACAUCCUCAUCACCAACAUACCCAUAGGUUCAUGUCUUUUUGGCCUUAUUGCCGCUUUGGUUUAUGACUCCAACGCCGAGUCCUCGACGCGCAUAAGCUGGAUGCUUAGUAUGUCUAUGUGCACAGGAAGGAAGUGUUACUUCCAAACUUUCAUAUGGUGGGGCUGUAUUUCCAUGGCAGGUUUGGUUUCAAGCUUGCUGCUUUUCGUGCGAACUAGGAUAGCUUAUGACAAUUUUGAAAGAAACAGAAAGAGAAAUACAACACAAACUGAUUAGUUUUAGAAUGUAGGAUAGGACAUCUUGUUUUGUACUGUGUCCACAAAUACGAUAUAAAGGAAUGUUGAAAGUCUCAUGAUGAGGUCUUUGAAUGCAUGUAUAAUGACAUGUAAAAACAUUGUCAUUUGCAUUUAAUUAGAUAAAUAUUAGGCUUG